UGCUCCCGGCGCCGCCAGCUCGGCCCGGCGCGGGCAGGCGCGCGCGGCGCAGCCAUGGAGCCGGAGUGCCGGGUGCUUUCCAUCCAGAGCCACGUCGUCCGCGGCUACGUGGGCAACAAGGCAGCCACCUUCCCCCUGCAGGUUUUGGGAUUUGAAGUUGACACGGUGAACUCUGUCCAGUUUUCAAACCACACAGGCUAUGCCCACUGGAAGGGUCAGGUGCUGAAUUCAGAUGAGCUGCAUGAACUCUACGAAGGGCUGAAGCUGAACAAGGUCAACCGCUACGAUUAUGUGCUCACAGGGUAUACAAGAGACACAUCAUUUCUGGCAAUGGUGGUGGAUAUUGUCCAGGAGUUGAAGCAACAGAAUUCCAACCUCGUGUAUGUGUGUGAUCCAGUGAUGGGUGACAAGUGGAAUGGAGAAGGCUCUAUGUAUGUGCCCAAGGAUCUCCUGCCAGUCUACAGGGACAAAGUUGUACCUGUUGCAGACAUAAUCACUCCUAACCAGUUUGAAGCUGAGUUACUCACAGGCAGGAAGAUUUACACAGAAAAAGAUGCACUGGAGGUAAUGGAUAUGCUCCAUGCCAUGGGACCAGAGACUGUGGUGAUCACAAGCUCAGAUCUACAGGCACCUCUGGGAAAUGACUACCUGAUUGCUCUGGGAAGCCACCAAAAAACUAAAGCAGAUGGUACCAGGAUAACACAGAGAAUUCGAGUGGAGUCUCCCAAAGUGGAUGCUGUCUUUGUGGGAACAGGAGACCUGUUUGCUGCUAUGCUUCUGGCAUGGACACACAAGCACCCAAACAAUUUGAAGGUGGCAUGUGAAAAGACUGUGUCAGCCAUGCAGCACGUUCUGCAAAGGACCAUUAAGAGUGCAAAAGUGCAAGCUGGAGAAGGAAACAAACCAAACUCAGCCCAGCUGGAACUGAGAAUGGUCCAAAGCAAAAAGGACAUAGAAAACCCAGAGAUCAUAGUGAAAGCCACCGUGUUAUAAAGGCUCCACGUCUCCAAUAACGCACAAUGUAUCGAUGUCCUCAUUUCUUUCCUGUAAAUUGUAAUAUUUGCCUUAGAUCUGUGACAGAAACCUGACUUUCAUGAAAUAGUGCCCAGCAUAGGCAGAUAUCCACUCUCAAACAUAUGUGCUGGCCUUGCUCAGUUUUAAAUCCAGAACAGUUAGUGUGCAUUGAAGCAUAUUCCCAGGUAUCCCAAUAUCUGUCAGAUUCACUUAGUCUGUCUGAUUACCCAGGGCAAAAGAGCAAUGUUCCUGCCUUGCCAAAGACUGUAGAUGUGAAUUUGCUAAUGGAAUGCUUGACUGACUGGAAAAUGUAUUUCAAGAUGGCAUCUAGUGCCAAUGGAGCUGGCUCCAUGCUCCCUUUUCCUGGAGGUACCUGGUUACCUACCCUGGUAUUCAGUAUCUCAGCUGCUAUGAAACUAAGCAGGGUUAAAGCUACACACACAGUUCUGCUCGUGUGUAGGAGGACUUUGAAGAUGUUUGGCAUGUUCAGUACUCUGAAGUGACCUUGAGGUGUCAUUCAUGUUGCUGAUCUCUGCUCCUGUUUCUUGUCCAUGAACAGCUGCACAGUUUCAGUUGUCACAGGUCCUGGCUGCUUAUUUCUCAUGUCCAUGGGUGCCCACGCGAUUUUCCUCCAAAAGCUGCUCCAGAAGCAUCUUCAUCAACAAGAUCAUGCCUUGAUUCAGUACCACUGGUUAGAAGGGUGGCCUCUGAGGCCAGGUUUGAUUUUAACUAAGGGCAAAAGAGAAAGCAGCUCUUACCCUGGAGUUGGCUGCCUUGGUUUAUUCAUUGUGGGUGGAUGUACUUAAAAACUACAUGAGCACUUCCCUUAACAUUAGUGAGCACUGCUGGCAGCCUCAACAAUGAAGCAAUGUGGCAAAAGUAGCAUUUUUGGUUUAGUAAAUCUGGUCAGUUAAAAGUGUUUACCAAAUGCUGUGAAACAGAAAAAUUAACUUGUUCAUAAAGUCUCUGCAAGCAACACCAAUUAGAGAUUACAGAAAUACAUUAAUAUUUUUAUUAAUAAUGCACAAUUCUGCUUGAUAAGGCAUCAGAAUGGGAUUUUAAAUCAUUUCAGUGUCCUGUGGAUCAUAGCCACAUCCCAAAGCAGCAGGGCAGCUCUGCUGACAGGUGUUGGACACUCGCACUUGUGUAGGAUUUCUGUAUGGGAUCCAUGUUCUUGCUUGUCCCAAGAUAAAGUCUAGUGUGGUGAUCCAGAUCAAGCUGAGGAGCUUUUCUUGUCUCAGACUACAUAAGGGGAUGGAAAUUGAAUUUCUGAUUGAUUUCCUCUCCUGCAUUUGGCAUCAAAAGUGAAAAAAAAAAAUUAUGUUACUUGAGAAUUUAAGGAAAAAAAAAUAGCAGGAAUUUAUCUACAAAAUGAGACUCUACUGCCAGUUUCUAGUAACCACUGUAAUGAAAUAACUUUCUAGCAAUAACUUUGGUGUUGUGCACAGUUGCUAAAAUCAGCAGUCAAUAGCAGAGAUACGAGCUCAUGGCUGCUACCCAACCUGUAAAAAGCUGUGACCUCCCUUGACAGUGUGUGCAAGUGUCUGGAUGGGAAGCAGUGGAGAGGGAAUCAGGCUCUUCCCAGUGGUGCCCAAGGAAGUGAUAAAUAGACAGGAGCACAAACUGAAAUACAGGAAAAUCCAUUUAAACAUUAGGAAAAUGUGAAGGUGGUCAAACACUGGCACAGGUUGCCCAGAGAGGUUGUUGAGUCUCUGUUCUUGGAGAUGCUCAGAUGCUGACUGAACUUGGCCCUGCUUGCUCAGAGGUUGGAGCAGAUCUCCACAGGUCCCUUCCCACCUCAGCCAUUCCAUGAUUCUCUGAGCACAUUGAACAACCUUUCUUUGCAGCUCUGCAGUUCUAAAUUUUGUCCUCCCUGCAACACAAACUUCCAGAUGGGCUGGAAAAUACUAAUAAUAAUUCCCCCCUUUUAAGGUAAGCUGCUGUUUGCUUGGGCAGCUGUGCCAGGAGUACAAUUACCUUUUUUGAGAUGCUUGCUUUCAGCAAAGAUUUUAAAUACUGGAGCUUGUGAUAUGUUUCAGCAGUUGAACAUGAAAAGGAUUUUAACUGUUUCUAACAUUGAUUAACCAAGUGCUGCAUGCCAUAUUCCAAACAUUACUGUGAGUUUAUUAAUCUUUUAAAAUUUAAUUUAAAAUUUCAUGUGGAAGUGUAUAAUCCCUGCUAUCCUCUUAGGAAGGAGAGAUCAACAUCCUGAACUUCCUUGCCUGUACAGACAAUGGUCAAUGCCCUUUUAGUGAGGCAGCACAAUUUUAUUUUGCCAUUAGAAUAAACAGACUUCACAAAGGACUGAGAGCAAGGCAAGGGCUGUUUUCUCUGAAAUAAAGAAGCUUGGAAUUUGGGAAGCUUGGAGCUACCUUGCAAAGAUUUUAAUUAUAAACCAUGAUGAGCUGUGAUCUUGACAUGAGAUACAAAGUGAUAUGUUUGUUGGAGCAGUUUACACCUGUCAGGUGUAAUCUUUUCUCAUUUCAUAGAGAAUGGAUCUGUUCAGUAAUUCACACCUUCCUCAGAAUCUGUGACAUACCCAUGUUAAAAAAAAAAAAAAAAAGAAUAUUCAUACUAAUGUGCUCAAUUUGCAGAAGUUCUGUUUCACAGUAGCUGGAUCCUGUAGCAAUGGGCUGCUGCUUCCUCUGCUUGAGUCCCUGAGGGUUGCUCAUGUGAUACCUGUUCUAAACUCCCACUGACCUGGUCUAAAUUAGGUCAGGUUUAUAUCUUCAGUGAAGAAUUGGCUUAACAUCUCUUGCCAGGAACAAACAUCAGAAAUGAUCUGUAAAUAUAUUCUGUAGCUAAUGUUUUGUAGCCACAGCAGGCUAACAGGUAUUUUUGAAUGUCAAGGUACACAUUUUUAUUUGUUUAGAGUUACACAAAGCUCAUGUGCAGAACAAAAUUCAAAGACUCAGCACAGUCCUGUGUAAUAUUCCAUUCCCUCCUCUCCUGCAUAUUAUACCUGUAUCUUUCCCUGAGUUCCUGCUGUCUGUCUCAUGGAGCUGUCUCAGUGCUAGACAGUGCCCACUGUUCAUUUAGGGGCUUGAAGGAGACUGACCAGCAUUGUCUGAUUCACUUGCAAACCUCUAGUUAAAGAUAAAAGGUUAAUCUCAACUAGCCUAGGUCCUGAUUGAUGGCAGGAGAACAAGCACUUUAGCCCAGAGAGGGAGUCUGUAAUGAUGGAUAAUCUUCCCUGGCCAUCCUGGGAGCAUGGAAGGUGUGACCCUGCUGGGCACUGGUGGCUUCAGUGCCACCUGUGUGAGCUCAGAGGCACAGGAGGCUUUUCCUGGCAGCACAUGGAGCUGUGGGAGAGGAGAAUGCUUUGUGUUUGUGUCCACUCAACUGCCCUCACAUUCUUUCUCCCUUCUGGAGUGAAUUUGUGUCAGGUCCCCUCUUCCUGGAGUGAUUUGCAGUGCCUGUGGCCACUGCUCAAGUCCACCCACUCGUUUUUGGAGCCACCUGUGCAGGAGAGACCAAAAGUUGUUUACAAACCAUGAACUCUGGGCCUGGAUUAGUCUCUACAUGCUGAGAAUUGAGAUGUGCAUAAUGACAUUGUGCUAAAAUCAGUGCUACUCACACUCAAUAGAAACACUUCAGAAACCUGCAGUAUGAAUUGUUGAUGUCUGUGGGCUGAUUUUUAUCUCAGAUGGGGAGAAAUCCAUAAUCCAUGUGUUACACAAAAGAAUUGGAGGACCAAGGUUUCCAGCUACUCAUACUGCCUUUUGAGUAUCUUAACUGUGUCUUGAUUGGAUGGUGUUAAUCUGUUGUCUGAGACUGUUAUGGUGAUUGUAUUGAUUAAUUUUAUUUUAAAAUAUGUGGCAAGGAAGAUUGUAAUAAAAGCAUCUACCUUUAUUAUACUGUGCACACACAAAUUGUUUAGAUCCUAUUUUUAAAUAUGUUAAUCAUUUCAGAAUUAAACAGCACAAGAAUGGUUUGAUAGUCUUGCUGAAUAAAGUGGAUGCAAUUAAAUGUUUCCUUAGUUAUGUCCUAGGGUAGAGAAAGGGUAGUUAAUGGAAGAGAGCACAUUUGUGCCCUUUAAUCAUCUUACUGUAAGAUGUGGAUGUGGAAGUAACAUCCUCAUUGUUUUAAUUUAUUUUCCUAAGAGGUUUCAUGGGAAGAAAAUCUCUGGCAUUCUGCAGCACUCCCUUGCAUUCCUCUUACUUGUGUGUGUAGGACCUCGUUGUGUUGUGCUCUUUUUUCCUGCAGACAAGGUGAGAAGAGGGGCUUGGAGUAAGAACCAUAACUCAUUUUGAGAUCUCGUCCUUGUGCAGCAUUUAACUGCACUCCACUCACUGAAUUUUCACCUUCACUGUGUAGGGUAGAGCACACAGGGCUGUAGAGUGGGAAACAAAUGUUCCUCCUGUGGGAACAGGAGCUUCUGCCAGCACUCAGCAGUGUCCCUGCCAGCCUGGUGGUUUGCAGGAGGAGCAGAGCAGGGAUCCAGGUUAAGGAGAGCAGGAGGUGCUGUGUCAUUCCAUUUGUGUCCUGCAGAGGUUUGGUUUCUAUUUAUACUGGAGAAAAAAAAAACACCUCUUCCAAGUAAAGGUUCUUGUCCAGGUGAAGAAUGCUUUUAAAAGCUGAGACAUGUUACAAAUUUUAGUCACUCUGGUACAAAUUCUGGUCAUUCUGGUACUAAAAUAUUUCUUCAUAAAGAGAGACACAUCCCUUUUACAUCCCCUUGCUGCUGUACUGGCUUAUUGGCUGUAGUCAUUGUAAAUGCCAGGAUUAGAUACCCAGAGAGCUGUUCUUCCUGCAAGCACAUGUUCUCCAUGUUCCUGGUAAGUGAGAGCCUGCUGAGCAGCUCUGCAGCUUUCUGCACCACCUCCAUUGGAGACUUGUCAGCCAUGGAAACUGAGCUUCGACAUGUUCCAUCACCGCCCAAAAAUAGCUCUUUGAAAGAAAUGGAAACUCUUGAAGGUCCAUUAUUGUCAAUAAACGAGUUUAUUACAAACCAGUGAGUUUGUCCAUGCAUGCAGGAGCAGAUUUCAGGUACAUCCCCAAGGUUCAGUCACCCAGUGCAGGAGUGUGCCCUGAGCAAGGGCUGCUGCUGUCAGGGCUCUGCUCAGGAGAGACCCAGCCAGCCCUCAGCAUUCCCCAGAAGGGAGGAAUGUGGUGUGGCAUCCAACAGCCAGGGAAAGCUCCCAUCUGCUUCACCAGGAACCCAGUGCCAGGUGACAGCCCCAGUGCCACCAGUUUGGUGCUUUUGCUGCUUUUGAGGCAGGUGGGAUGCUCCUAAAUGUGCACCCAUUCCUGAUCAGUGCCUCCACAAAUAAUGGUAAUAAAUCCCAGUGAAUAAGGCAGCACAUUAUUCAGAGAGAGAGAAAACCAGCAAUAUGAGAAGGCUGUGCCAUAUGUUACCACUGAAAUCACACUUACCUAUUGCCCUCGUGGUUGCAUUGCUGUUUAGAAAAAAAAUCUGUGUGUAGAAGAGUGUAAUUUAUGUACUCUGUGUGUGUGUGUGUGUAUGUUGAAGCUUUAUUUGCAAUGUGGUAGGGGUGGGAAGCAGAAUUUGGGGGGCUGGCUGAGUAGGCCUUCAGGAUGUGAGCAGAAGGUCUUAAAGAAUUAUAUUUUUAUAGAUUGUGCUGAAGCUUUGGGUCCCAGCCACACAUAGCCUUUUCUUCCAGAGAAGUAAAAUGGUUUGGAAAGAGAGUCAGGUGGCUGUAAUAUAGUAGGGAUAGUACAACCCCACCAGCCCUGGACAAACUGAAUAACUUAAUAAAAGAUGCCUUUUUAAGUCAUAUUUUUUUAGUGCUGAAUUGUUAAACAAAGAAAUAUUUAUGAGCAAACUUUAUAUGUAAUUAAAAUUUGUGUGGUGCUUUGUACUGACUAGGUGGACCUGUUAUCUGUUUACACAAAUUAUUGUCCUUGAGGUGUGUGUAGUAAUUCAACAACUUCUGUGCCAGAAAAACAAUGAAUUUCUGUGUAUUAGCAAAUGAUUUAAUUUCUGAUGAAACUGUAGGCUUUCUAGUGUUUGUGUAUUUUUCUGGUUGGCCAUUACAAGUUGUAUCCUUCCUGCAGUAAGGCUUCUACCUUGUAGAGAGAGGCAAUAGGAUGGUAGAUAACCAUUGUUCAAAAAGAAAACCCUAAAUAUUGCUACCUUAUCCAGUUUAAAAUCAGGUAAGCUUUGUGACAUAAGCCUGGAAUUUUGCACUGGAAAGAAGUUUCAAGUACAACUAAGUUAGAUUAAAAAUUGGGGAUGGGUUUGUUUAUUUAAUUAAAUAAAACAGGGAGGUCUUAAAAGUGCUUAAUAGCAACAUGGACAAGCCAAGAGAUGGGAAAAAGAUGGGGAAAAAUUGUUUUUUCCAUUGUAUGGAGCUGACCAAGCUAAUUCACAGCUUGUGCUAAACCUGUGCACAGACUGCUGAACAGACAAAGAUUUUUUUCCCUUGUAGUUUGUCACCUGUAAUAGCAUGAAGAAUUUCAGUUGUUUGUGCCGAAUUCAAAUUCAUAAAUACCUUUCAGGAGAGCUGAGUUGCUGAUAAAAUCCCAUUCAGUCAAAAGGCAAAGCUGCUCACAGGGUUCAAACCAGAGCAGGGUGUUUUCAUCUUGCUGAGCAUAGUGAGUCUUUGUUUGUUAUGGCUGGGAGACCAGGGCUAAAGCACAACAGUCCAGGUUCAUUGUUUUGGUUGAACUUCAGGGUGUUUGUAAAAACCACAAGGGUCUGCAUCAUAAAGGAGUUUUUGGAGCAUUGUCCUGUGAUAAAUGUCAUUACCUACCAGAGCAGUUGGAGAUUUGGAAAAACUGAGCAUCACUUAUGUCCCUUUUAAUUUAACAUGGCAGCAGCCUCAUCACUCUUGUGAAUGAAUCACCACUGCAAAAAUAGAGGAGAAUUUAUCCUGAGUUGUUCUCCCGAGAGUUCCCAAUUUCUGAAUGUGUUAAAAAAGAAGCACUUCUGCUUUGCAAAGUUAGCAGUGGAAAUGUCACUGGAAUGAAUAAUUGAUGCUGAGGAGGGAGGCAGUGGCAGGGAACAGCAGUGCUGGGGGUUUGUUGUGCCUGCCUUUCCUCCCCUGGGGAUCUGUGGGUGCAGCAUCCCCGUGGUGGUGGCACAGGGGCUGUUUUGCCUGCAUCCUCCUCUGGGGGAAUGUGGAGGAGUUGCUCUGAGCUGAGGGUGGUGUGGAGCUGCUGGGUUUGUGGGGCAGGGCUGUCCCAAGGCUGUGGUUCAGCACAGCUCUUGUGCACCCCAAAGCUCCUGGUGUGCAGCCCCCAGCUCUCUGGCCGUGGCGUAAUUCCCUUAAAUUUCUCCUGCAGGCCAUGGAGAACCAAGAGACUCUGGCAGUGCAUUAUCCAGAUGAUUCAGGCUUGGCUUUUGUGCUUUUGGAAAGAAAGGUAGAGAAUUAUCAGCUGCUGUGGUAGAUCUAACUUGUCCAUCUCAGCUUACACCACAAAACUGUGCCCAAACCUUCCUCUCCCAUCAUCUCUGCUGGCCCUGAUUUACCUGUCCCCAUAACAAGGGACAUGAAGGAGCUAAAAUCAAUGGGAAUUCAUGCAGUCAAAACUCCUGAAGUUUGAAUCUUUAGUUCCCUUAACCUCCUCAUGCUGGGAACAGAUGAGUGCCCAUGCUAGAGAGGGUCUGGGACAAUGCAGCUGCUCUAAAGGAGGGAGACUGGAGUUGCCUCUCCCUGGCAGUGAGGUGCUGGCUGAGCACUAAUUACAGAGCUGCAUGGUUAAUGGUAAAGAAAAGAAAUCUUUGUGAGCAAAGCACUUAAAGGAAGAGCUAGAGAUGCAGUAAUCAGAGUUUGGUGUUCUCAAUCCAUCCCAUCCUCUGUGUAGCAAAAAUAUUAUAGUACUGAAAAAAUUGGUGUGGCUGUUCUUAAUGAUCUGUGUGGUGCUUGUGCCUAUCAGAGCAGGAAAUAGCACUGAAUAAAUCAGUGCUCUAAAUAGGGAAUGUAAUGGGGAGAUCCAGGUGGAGAAAAUGUCCAGUUUGUUUUUAUAGCACUUGCAUGGUGUCAGAGUUGUCCAGGUCGGGCUCUUUUCCUUCCCACCCCCUUUAAGCAAGGAAAAAAUUACAUCAAUAAAUCUAUAAAUAAAUAAGGACAGUUACCUGAGAAUUUAUGUGGCAUUAGCAUUAACUUUCAUUGACAGAUUGAUAAGAAUUUCCACCCCAGAGGUCUGUAGUUCACGGGGGCCUUCAGAGGUGUGAUGGAGCCUGUCACAGCUGGCUUGGAGCACAGUCCUUGGGACACAGCUGUGACAGAUGGCAUUGGGAUGCCACCUGCAGGCUCUCCUGCCCUGCAUUUGGUACAGCACCUGUGUUCACAUGCCUGACAGGUGCUGGGUGUGAAUUCAUGCCUUGGCAGGGAGGAAACUUGGCUUGCUGCUGGAGCUGCAGUGAUGGGAGGAAUCCCUGGAGAAUUCAGCACCAUCCAGAGAUCCUGGAUUUGCUGUCAGUGGUUGUUGGUGCAAUGAAUCCCCUUUCAGUGAUGUUUUCUUGCUGGGAGGUGGGGAUUGGCAGCCCAUAUUCUGCUUUAACAUGCUUUUAUCUGGCUGAAUGUGGAAAACUAAACAAGAUUGUUAAAAAUGGAGGGGAGGGGUAGCUAUGAAUUUGCCUAGGACUAUGUGAGUAGAGAAUAUGAGAUUUGUCUCUAAUUCAGAAAUAAUUCAGUAUUGACCAAAUGAGUGCCGUGUCUCCAAUGGGCAGUAGCACUGGAAGAGGCCAAUAUUUAGGGUUUUUGCCCAAAGCACAUUUAGCCCUGCUCUACUGUUUAGUGAAAACACCCAGUGCAGAUGCCACCAGAGCCUCAUCUCAUGGAGUAACGCUGUAAUAAAGAAUGUGGUUUUCUUGUGCAAGUCUUGACCUCUUCUUAUGAAAAUAACACAGAACUCAGUAUUUUCAUGGUGUAUAAGUGAAAUGUAACCUUUUUUUUCAAUAAAAUACAUUUCCUUUCCUAAA
Messenger RNA from Melospiza melodia melodia, 9904 nucleotides. It is a transcript of the gene PDXK, whose product is annotated as pyridoxal kinase. Gene Ontology annotation, molecular function: pyridoxal kinase activity. Gene Ontology annotation, biological process: pyridoxal 5'-phosphate salvage. The transcript is spliced from 11 exons. Lineage: Eukaryota; Metazoa; Chordata; Aves; Passeriformes; Passerellidae. The record is from RefSeq and is a predicted model, not a curated record. The coding region runs from base 55 to 993 and encodes 312 amino acids. Gene Ontology annotation, cellular component: cytosol.